This is a messenger RNA of Xiphophorus hellerii (green swordtail), 2102 nucleotides long. It is a transcript of the gene peli3, whose product is annotated as pellino E3 ubiquitin protein ligase family member 3. Lineage: Eukaryota; Metazoa; Chordata; Actinopteri; Cyprinodontiformes; Poeciliidae. Gene Ontology annotation, biological process: regulation of Toll signaling pathway; protein K63-linked ubiquitination. Gene Ontology annotation, molecular function: protein binding; ubiquitin protein ligase activity. The record is from RefSeq and is a predicted model, not a curated record. The transcript has 7 exons. The coding region runs from base 446 to 1864 and encodes 472 amino acids.
GCAGCCAGGAGGGGAGGUGGGAUCAUGGGGCUUGUUAGAUGAUGGAACCGCGGACCUUCACCGAUGUUUGCGGACGGUUCUUUAAACGCCCUGCGUCUGGAUCCCGUAGAGUAGACGCUGCUCGCUCGGUGUUUUCCGCCAUUUAUCAUCCCGGAUGGAUGUCAGAGGAGGAGAGAGAGAGAGAGUGCAGGAAGGAGGGGGUUUGGCUGUCUGAUAACAUCCGGGAGCAGCGGACGUGUCUCCUGAUGGGAGGCGAUGACGCGCCUGACGCCCUGAUCCUCCUCUGCCUCUCAUCCUUCCUCACUCUGGUUCGUAUUGAUCCAGGCUGUGCAGGAACAGACGGAGCCCGCCUUCUCUUCUACCCGCAGAAGGAAUCCCACAGAACCGAACCGGUACUGGACCUCCCCUGGCAGACAGCUGCGAGCCCCAGUUGUGGCCUGUGGGCAUGGUUCUGAAGGGCAGCUCAGAGGCGCUGUGUCCCCCCCCAUCUCUGGAGCUGCGCCCGUCCUGCAACAAGAGCCAGCCCUCCCCUCCUCUGGGCUCCAGCUCACAGCCACACGACGGAGUCAUUUCUGAGGACAAGGAGCCCAUCAAGUACGGCGAGCUCAUCAUCCUGGGCCACAAUGGGUCGCUGGCAAACGGUGACAAAGGUCGUAGAAGAAGUCGCCUUGCCCUUUAUAAGAGACCUAAAGCCAACGGGGUCAAACCGGAUGUUAUCCACAAUGUCUCAACACCACUGGUGUCAAAGGCUCUCAGCAACAAAAGCCAGCACAGCAUCUCCUACACACUGUCACGGAGCCACUCUGUCAUUGUGGAGUACACACAUGACAUCAACACAGAUAUGUUUCAAAUUGGCAGAUCUACAGAGAGCAUGAUUGACUUUGUGGUCACGGACACGGCAGGCAGCAGCAGCGGUCAUGGUGGAGGUGCAGCAGGGGAGGGUGGUGGCGGAGGUCAGUCGGCCCAAAGCACCAUCUCUCGCUACGCCUGUCGCAUCAUGUGUGAACGCAGUGCUCCCUACACGGCCCGCAUCUACGCUGCUGGCUUCGACUCCUCCAAAAACAUCUUCCUAGGGGAACGGGCUGCCAAAUGGAGAACCUCAGACGGCCUGAUGGACGGCCUCACCACCAACGGGGUUCUGGUGAUGCACCCGGCCGGAGAGUUUGUGUCUGAACCGGCUCCGGGUGUGUGGAGGGAAAUCUCAGUGUGUGGUAACGUGUUCGCCCUGAGGGAGACCCGCUCAGCCCAGCAGAGGGGGAAACUGGUUGAAAACGAGUCAAACACUCUCCAGGACGGUUCUCUCAUUGACCUGUGUGGGGCCACCCUGCUUUGGCGGACUCCUGCCGGACUGCGCCACAUUCCCACCCUCAAGCAGUUGGAGUCCCUUCGGCAAGAGCUGAACGCUGCUCGGCCCCAGUGCCCCGUUGGCUUCAAUACCCUGGCCUUCCCCAGCCUGGCCCAGCGCGAGAUUGUCGACAAGAAGCAGCCCUGGGUCUAUGUCAACUGUGGCCACGUACACGGAUACCACAACUGGGGCUAUCGCAAGGAGAAAGGGCCCACCAGCCCGGGGGGCACAGCACCAGCCGGCACUGGUGAGAGAGAGUGUCCAAUGUGCAGGAGGGUGGGCCCCUAUGUGCCUUUGUGGUUAGGCUGUGAGGGCGGAUUGUACUUGGAUGCCGGCCCCCCCACACAUGCCUUCUGCCCCUGUGGCCAUGUGUGCUCUGAAAAGACAGUAGUGGGAUGGAGCCAGAUCCCGCUGCCCCACGGCACGCAUGCCUUCCACGCUGCCUGUCCCUUCUGCGGUACUUGGCUAACAGGGGAGCAGGGCCACGUCAAACUCAUCUUCCAGGGGCCCGUCGACUGAGGCUCACACACACACACACCCCCACGCACGCACACACACACACAGGAGCCUCUCCCAUGAUGAAGGACUUCAGUGAAUGACUGGUGACUAAGGACUGUGUUCUUGAGCAAAAAUGUGAAUGCGCUGAUGUACAGGAAGAUGACUCCUUCCGUGAUAAAACUAAAAGCAAUAGUAGAUGCCAAGGCUUUGAAUGGAAGAGCUGUCUGGAGAAAAUGUAAAUAAAUAGUGUUGAAUUGAA